Messenger RNA from Penicillium brevicompactum, 273 nucleotides. RefSeq lists its product as uncharacterized. Bases 1 to 273 code for a protein of 90 amino acids. The record is from RefSeq and is a predicted model, not a curated record. The transcript has a single exon. NCBI's taxonomy places the organism in Eukaryota, Fungi, Ascomycota, Eurotiomycetes, Eurotiales, Aspergillaceae.
AUGGCUGUCUUCCGCAGAUUUUCCUCAAAGCCAUGGGUCUCUAGCCGUCCUCCGAAAUCUACCACUGCUGCCAGUGCAGACUUUCCUGGCCUUCUCAGUACGAAUCGAACGCAAACCGGACGUGGCGAGGGCCCGUGCCCCGUAGCAACCGUUGAAGAGUCUAACGCGGUCAACACAGACAAUGCGGCGGACGCGGAGAGCGCGGGAAACGCGGAACACCUGAGAAACGCAGCCGCUGAAAUCAUUCGCGGCCACGGCGGCAUUGGCAAAUGA